AUGGAGUGGCUCCGAGAGCUCCAGCGCCCGAGGAACCAGAGGACAGUGGGCGUCGUCUUCGCGGUCGCACUGCUCUGCCUGCUCUCGACGCCCUAUCUGUUCCUCGAGCCCCUCAUCCCAACCAACCACACCAACGACUGGAGCCGACGGGACACGUACCCGCAACAACUCCGACUCUCCUUCGGAGAGAUGGAGACGCAUCUUGACCUUCGCUACUCCCGUCAACGGGACGGCUGA
This is a messenger RNA of Acanthamoeba castellanii str. Neff, 237 nucleotides long. RefSeq lists its product as uncharacterized. The record is from RefSeq and is a predicted model, not a curated record. The transcript has 2 exons. The coding region runs from base 1 to 237 and encodes 78 amino acids. NCBI's taxonomy places the organism in Eukaryota, Discosea, Longamoebia, Acanthamoebidae.